Molecule: messenger RNA, 4442 nt
Organism: Bemisia tabaci
Lineage: Eukaryota; Metazoa; Arthropoda; Insecta; Hemiptera; Aleyrodidae
Product: protein tolkin
Biological process (GO): proteolysis
Molecular function (GO): metalloendopeptidase activity; zinc ion binding; calcium ion binding
Source: RefSeq, a predicted model, not a curated record
UACAGGUGAGUAAUGCCGAAAAUACUCGUACGCAGAUACAACCGCAGAUACCCGUCACAUCCUCGAUUUCGUUCGGUUGGUGUCAGUAGAAAGUGUUGCAGCCUCCAACUAGAGGCAGAGUAUUUGAGAGCGGUCUCUCGCAGACGCCAUCGACCGUUGAGUUGCCUUUUCUUCCCGGUGACUUCCCGAGAAAGGUGUCGGGACGCGAUUGUUUCAACCCCACAUCGUCGCGCCAUUUCGGUGUCGUCAGCAUCCCUCGACCUCUUUCGAUGGCGAUCGUGGUUAUAGUUUUCCAUGUUUCAAUUCUCCGCGUGGACAUUUCAUCCACGCGUUCGUAAUCGUCCGUGCAUGGAGAUUUUAACGGGAUUUUAAAAGGCUCAGUGAUCUUCUGUGGUUAGUUCAGCAAAGGAAAAGCUUAGUUUCUGUUUUAAUUUUAAUCUGGUGUGAUUUCUCUAGAAUGAGUUCGUUUUGGUUGGUUUUAACCUGAUUCUUAGUUCUGGAACUCGCGUAUUUCCGUGUAUUGUGAAAGUGUAUUUUCACCUUCCGUAAACCUCCAACCGGGACGAAAUGAGUUUUGGAUUCAUUAUCUUUAUUUUCGUCAAUCUUCUUUCCCUAUCAGGGCCGAGCGUUACGACGCAAAGGAUGGGUCGUGCGGCCAUCGCCCAAGAAGAGAAGCUCUGGAAACACGGAGUGAUUCCGUACGUGUUCGAUAAAAUGUUCACCGGGACCCAGAUUGCAACUUUCAUUCAAGCCAUGCGCCAUUGGGAGGCCAACACCUGCCUCGUUUUCGUCGAGAGGGAUCCACCUGUCCAUUCCGACUACAUCCUAUUCACAGCCCUUCCAUGCGGGUGUUGCUCCCACAUAGGACGAAAAGGGACAGGUGCGCAGAAAAUAUCAAUCGGCGAGAAUUGUGAUAAAUUUGGAAUUGUGGUCCACGAAUUGGGACACACUAUCGGAUUUUGGCAUGAGCACGCUAGGCCGGACAGGGAUGAAAACGUUGAUAUCCAUUGGGACAAUAUUCUGCCAGGUCGGAAACCCGAUUUUGCGAAACUGCCUCCAACCGAGGUGAGUUCACUUGGACUUCCUUACGAUCACAAAUCAAUAAUGCAUUAUUCCAGCAAAACUUUCUCAAAAACUAAAUAUUUAGACACAAUUGUUCCCAAGACAAAAGAUGUAUCUGCCGAGGAGCUUGGUCAAAGGAUCGAACUCAGCGAGGGAGACAUCGCGCAGACCAACCGAUUGUAUAAAUGUCCCGAGUGCGGUGGUACAUUUCAAUCGGACUCCGGGUCAUUUUCAGCACCCCCUGUCAACGAGAGUUCCAGUGACGAUUACAAAAAGAAAUGCGAGUGGAGGAUUUCGACAGCGCAGGGUGAUAAAAUAGUGCUCACGAUAAGUUUGAUUGACAUUUUUAUCACAAGUUCCUGUGAAACUGAUUACCUGGAGAUCCGGGAUGGCUAUUGGCACAAGUCAAAUCUAUUGGGCAGAUUUUGUGGAAGAAGUAAGAAUCCUCGAACCGUUAUCAGCACGGGUAGUCGCAUGUUUAUUACAUACGUCGCCACAAAAAACCAAGUUAAUCGUUUGGGUUUCGAAGCAAAGUAUGAAGCUGUCUGCGGAGGCACGUUAUUUGCUCGGGAUCCAGCUCACCUAGACUCGCCCAAUUUCCCAAACCACUACGGCAAAAACAAGCAAUGCGAGUGGAUCAUUGAUGCACCUCCAGGCUACAAAGUCGGUUUAUACUUCCAACUUUUUGAUCUUGAAAGUGAGAUGGACUGUACUUAUGAUUAUUUAGAAAUAAGAGACGGCUCCGACCUGAACGCACCUUUGAAAGGAGUUUUCUGUGGAAAAUAUGUGCCACCGCCUAUCGUCUCGUCCGGCUCAUCCCUAUACGUUAAAUUCAGAUCAGAUUCCACCAAUGAGAUGCCCGGUUUCUCGGCUAUUUACGUCAAAGAGAUGGACGAAUGUGCGAGCCGAACGCACAAAUGCGAGCAGACCUGCAUUAAUACGAUCGGAGGCUACGAAUGCGCCUGUAAGGUGGGCUACCAACUUGCUCCUGAUGGAAAACAUUGCAUCGAGGAGAACUGCGGCGGGCUGAUAAACGAAACGAACGGUAUAAUCUACAGCCCAGAGUACCCCCGAAAGUACCCGAACCGGGAGUCCUGUAUUUGGGAGAUAACGGCGCCGAUGUACCACAAGGUGUUCCUCAAGUUCUUGCGCUUCGACCUGGAGGGCGACGCGGCCCACUCGGAACAGUGCAGCUACGACAAGCUCGAGGUGAUCAGCGUCCUCGGCGACAACUCCUUCCGGCGCCACGGCGCCUUCUGCGGCACCAAGCUCCCGGGCCCCAUCCAGUCCGUCAACAACGUCCUCCGCGUCCAUUUCACGUCCGACGAGACGGAGGCGCGCACCGGAUUCAGGAUCAAAUUCAUAGUAGACAUGGACGAGUGUGAAAUACGUAAUGGUGGCUGCCAGCAUAUCUGCGUCAACACGUUAGGCUCUUUUUAUUGCAAGUGCCGCUCUGGAUUCUCUCUCCUGGCGAACGGAUACGGGUGUAAGCCGGAGGGUUGCUAUCACGAGCUGGUCAAACCCGUGGGCAAGAUCUCCAGUCCAGCCUUCCCGGAGAACUACCCGCCUUUCUCGGAUUGCGCCUGGAGUAUCCGAACGGCUCCCGGGCAUCGUCUCAAACUGGUAUUCAAAAUUUUCAAUCUGGAGACACAUGAAAACUGCCUGUAUGACAGGCUAAUGGUUUACGAUGGUAACUCUACAUUUGAUACGCUUCUGGGAAGUUAUUGCGGUGAUAUCAUUCCAACAUCAAUAAUUACCUCCCAAAAUCAGAUGUACAUUACAUUUCAAUCUGACAGUACGACCCAAAAACAAGGAUUUGUCGCAUACUAUUCUGCAGUGUGCGGUGGUCAUCUGGAGGCAACGAGAACACCGAGACAAUUGUACUCGCAUCCGAGAUUCGGCAUUAGUAACUACAAAAAUAACUACAGAUGCACCUGGAUAAUCGAGAGCGCUUACACCGAUAACAAAAUUCGGUUAAAUUUCACAUUUUUCAUGGUAGAGCCGUCCCCUGACUGCGAAUACGACAGUUUAGACAUAUAUAACGGUGUUGGCGCUAUGCCUACUCAAAUUGGCAAAUUUUGCGGCAAUGAGAUUCCCAGCGACGUUAUAUCCGACUAUGAAUCCUUAAGGGUUGAAUUUACUUCAGACAACAGUCGGUCUAGCAAAGGAUUCCUUUUCACCUACGAAGCCGUCCCUGAGGAGGUUGGACCUGCUAUAAGUUCAAACCUAGAUGACAAAAAGUGAUUUGUACCUGUUCGAUCAUAAUUUUAAGAAUGCAAAGGCUCCAGGUGACUGUUAAACAUUAUUUCGACGCUAAAAAUCGUGCUAAUUUUCAAACUUUUUAGGAAAUUAAAAAAUAAAUGUAUCUUGUAUUUUUGUCUGAUAAGCUUCACAGUUGAUCAUGAGUAACGAGAAAUGUUCUGGAAUCGUUAGAAGUAAGUCUCGGAUUAUUGACAAGGCCGGUUUCACGUUUGGCUGAUUUAUUUUUUAAAAAUUUGAUAAAAUCCAGGUACGAUACAAUUUUUUACGAAACAAUUGGAUCUUGCUAUAUUUCCAAGCUUUUUACAAUUUCAUGAAAAACUCACAUGGAAUAGGUCAUACGUCUAACUAAUUUUCAGCUGUUACAUGACAAAAAUUUCCUUGGCCUUUAGCUCACGAUAAAAUGAGUCCCCCUUUUAUUGUGAAGAUUAUAUGCUGCAUAAUGAUUAUCGUCAAUAUCAACAGACGGGCGUAAUUUAAUUUAUAUUUUUCUUUCCCUCAUCACAAUUUUUUUUUUUUUUUUCAAAAGACUUUGAUUCGUCCCUGGGCUUUAGGUGGGUAUUUUUUCUAUCCUCUCCCGCGAAUCACUGAACAUUUCAAAUUACGAGCUGUUUAUCUUAAAUGAAACAAUGAGAAAAUCAGAUGUCUCUUUGAACAAUCUUCAGGACCACCAUUUUUGUGUUCUUUGUAAAUAUGAAAGGCUGCUGAGGAAUGAAGGGGGUAACUAACAUUUUAAAGAUCAGUAACAUUUAACAUUUGAAACGACUUUAAAGUUAAAACACUCGGAGAAAAUAGGAAAGUUGUUACAAUCAGCAACUGAUUAUGACGACUGUCCUCUUUUUUUCGGCGUAGAGUCCUCUUGUUCAUGCCUAAAAUGUUUGAACUAAGAUUACAGGGCUGAAAGUGCAGUAUUCAAAGUCAGAUUUUCCAGAAUAUUCCUUCAAAAAAGGUUCGUUUAAAAUCACUAACGCCUCAUUUUUUCAAAAAUAAUACUUAUCUCCUUAAACGUCGGAGGCCUCUAUUGGAAAUUGUUACAAUCAACUUGAUGUCGUUUUUUAAAUCAUUGAUAUGUGCAUCGGAAGAAUAGUCAUUUGAAUUACAAGCAUUUAAAUAUUGAUAAA